Entrophospora candida is the source of this 1349-nucleotide messenger RNA. Lineage: Eukaryota; Fungi; Glomeromycota; Glomeromycetes; Entrophosporales; Entrophosporaceae. The record is from the annotation of a GenBank genome assembly.
AUGGUGUGUCUUUGUUUAACUCAGGAUGUGUUAAAAUUUGUCUUGGAAACAUAUGUUCAUCAUAAAGAUCUGGAGCAGGAGAAAUUUUUGAAUUUUCCUGAAUAUAUUGAAAGAAUCCACUCUAUCAAAAAGACCUCGGUUUCUUCAAGAGAAUUAUUAUUAUCAAUUUCAGAAUUAAUUGAUUCGACAUUUGUAAUUGUUUCUUCAAGAGGAUCAUUCAUAAUAGCUGAAGAAAAACGAAGGUUUCUUUCUGACAAUAAUGAUAAGGAAAAUAUAGAUUGUCAAUUAUUAAAAACAAUUGAGGAAGAACUCGAAAAGACUAAUAGAAGGUAUGAUAGAUAUGUUGGUAAAUUAGAUAGAUUGAGUAAUAUCAGGAGAGAUUUGAGAAAGGGAAAAUAUAAAAAUGGAAAAGAAAAGAGAGAACUAGAGGAGGAGAUAGAGGAAUUGGAAGGAGAGAAAAAGCAAAUUGAGAAGAAGAUGGAUUCUUGGGAGGAGCAAGUAAAGAAGUUACAAGAUCUAUUAAUUGAACUUUCCAAUAAAAGAUCAGAAAAAACAUUGAGAGUAUCAGACAUUAAUAACCCCUCUCGAAGAAGAAGAAUAGAAAGUAUAAUGGAUUAUUGUCACGAUCAUAGAAAAGUUAAAAAAAAUGGAAGGCUUGCUUUUAAUGAAUUUGAAUGGAAAUAUGUGUCGAAAAUUUAUGGAUUUGAAGAAGAGAGGUAUUGUAUUUUAUUUAUUAUACUUCAAAUUUAUGCUUAUGGUUUGCUAACUGAGUUAUAUUUUAGAGUUAUACCUACAUUUAUACCAACUAAAAAAAAUAUUCCAUCUGAUUUAGUAGACUUUUUGAUGAAAAUACUUCAGCUGGUUUCCCGUCAAGCUGGUCCAAUAAACAUUGGUAAAGAAGCCAAAAGAAAAGAAUUUAUUUCUCCUAUAAUCCUUUUAGCUUCUGAUUUUAUGGGUGGUAAUGUCUCUACUACUUUUGAACAAGAACUUGAAGGAAAAAUUGUCCCAGCCAAUGGAAGAGUCGAAUUUAUUGUUAAAUUUAACCAAUUUUAUGUUUGUAUUGUAGAAACAAAAAGAGAAAGUUUUGAUCAAGGGAGAGCUCAAGCUUAUAUAUCAAUGGAAACUGCGUUGGAUCAAAAAGUCAUGUACGGAAUUAUUACAAAUGCAAGUGAUUGGGUAUUUUUACGACUAACAGAUCAUGGUAUUGGAGAGUCUGAAAUUUAUCAUAUAAACAGCAUAAAAUCAGUUGAUGGAAAGUAUUAUUACCCUGUAAGAGCUGAUGUUGUCAAUAUAUUGGAAAUUCUUUGCGGAAUACUUUUGGAAAUAAAUGAUAAUUUACAAGGAUUAAU